This is a messenger RNA of Porites lobata, 3774 nucleotides long. The record is from the annotation of a GenBank genome assembly. Lineage: Eukaryota; Metazoa; Cnidaria; Anthozoa; Scleractinia; Poritidae.
AUGUCUGUCGGAACGUCAGGAGGAACAUCGGUCAACAGGCUCGUCAAGUUAUCCGCCUUAACCAUUAUUCACCAGGAUGGGUCUUUUUUCGAACGAUGUGACUUGAGUACUUUGCCAAGAACUGUUCUGCAAGAACUUCUUGUGGCUUCCGUUUCUCGCUCGCGAAUUCUUGUUUUCAGAAGUUUGAUUGUUAACUGGCCGCUCGAGCAAGUUGUUCUGCAGAAAGUCUCAGGCUUCGACGAACCAAAAGCGGUUCUUCUCGCUUACUGUUUGCAAAGAACACAAACUAAUGUAAAGCUUAUAGACAUACGAGGAUGUAAUAUUGGUGAGUUUGAUUAAAAGAGAGGGGCCUUUAAACCUGCUAGAAUCUUUCUUACAUUUGUGUUAAAUUCAGCUUACACGACUAUUUCCAUUUAAUGACCUGAACCUAACCUAACAACAUCUGUCCUUCAGAUGAGUCACCUAUACCAAUUAUUUUUUUAUAGGAAGGCACAAUAUUGUACUGUGUAUAAGGGUGCUUACCAUUUAGUCAGAACUGGCCAGUGAAACCAGCCUCCCACUUAUAAAAAAAGUUAACUAUUACUUGGAAAUGUCCAGCCAGAUCAGUCCAUUCCUUAAUACUUUGCACAGAAGUGUUUGGUUUUCAGGAUGACUUGUCCGAUCAGCCCUUUCUGGCUUCUGUACACAGCACGUGUUCACUAAUCUGCAACUUUUGCAGACCAGAGAAAUGACUUUACAGUAUUCAACCACCUUCAUUUUCAUUUUUCCUGUAGGCCUUCAAGGGACCACAGCAUUUUGCAAGCUGGCUGUCAAUCUUCCAGUUUCAGACAAUGAUGUCUCUGGAAUGAAAAUUUUAGACACGCGCUCUUCAAACAAUUUGUUAAAACAGAACCAUCUGGCGACAGAUCUUCCAAAACAAAGAAUUCCUCCUGUGGUUGUGAUGCUUGAUGCUGUCGUUGAUGGUAAAAACUGUGCCCUUGCAAUUCAAGCUUGCACUAAUCAUUUAUUCAUAGAGUUGAAAAUGUCAAAUGUAACAAUGCAUGAAGUUCCAGGAGGAAGGGAUAUAUAUUCUCUUUUAACAACUUUAGAGGUGAGAUGAUCAUAUUACAGCAACUAAAUGUUCUGUUGGCUAGCCACACCCCUUUUACACUGGUUAGACAUAAUGGUAUGUGUAAAGGGGUGGAGGAGUACUCAUAUGUGCUACUAUAGAGGAUAUGGUUCUUAAAUUAAAAGAGUGGAGAAACUAGCUACUGACUUUUAAUAAGGGAUUAUUGACCAGAAAAAUUAUUAGAGGUAACAUCCCGUCUGAAGUAAUAACUUGAGGUAAGAAUUUCAUGACAAUUGAAAGCAUAUGUCAGGCAGAAACUCCCUCAAACUAGAAAUAGAGGAUAUACGAAAGGAGGAGAUACGAAAUUUCUCUUCGAGUGUUGAAAAAUAUUUCACAACAGAGCGCAGCGAAUGAGUAAAAUAUUUUCAACAUGAGAAGAGAAAUUUCGUGUCUCCAAGCAGCCAUGUAAUGUUCUAUUUAUUAUAUAAACACCAAUGAAAUACCAAACCAUUUCAAUGAAACAGUUUUUUCCCGCGAAUAAGGCGUGAUUUAUUAUGUAGCCAUAGCAACAGUGAUUUUUUCACGUGUGAAAAUAACAUGUUAUUUUCACGUGUGAAGAUAUCAUGUUUUCGCGCGAAAGCUCACCUGGUAUUUCAUUGGUGUUUAUAUUAUAAUAAAUAAUAAAUAUUGUAAGUAAGGUGUUGCUGUAAAUGCUUGAGUCAGUGGCCCACGGUAGGCUAAAAAAUUAAGUAAUGAUCCAGGUAGGAAGGAUAGCAAUUUCUUUUGUUAUGCAGCAACGGUGCUUUCCCCACAUAGGAAUGUUCUCAUUUUUACACAGAGAAUGCGUAAACCUACAUGAAGGCCGUUUACGCAAUAAAAAUGCAUUUACACUCCACUUUGAAAGGGUGUUUUUUUGUGUUCAAAGAUUUUGACCAAUCACAAAAGUUGAAAACAACAGCCAAGAAAAGUUUACAAUUUUACAUUUCCCCACAUAGGAUUUCUUUGUUACUCAAACUGAGACCAGAUUUUGUUAUAUGAAAGAUGGCUGGAAAGUAAGGAUGAAUAUAAUUAUGUACUGCUUUAUGAAGUUUUGUUAAAGUUUGCUGUUUAAGCCAAUCAGAAGUACAGACAAUAGAAAAGUUAGCACCUUUUAGUUCCAACAUGUUCAUUGUCGUUCAGUGCUAUCGUUCUUAUCUAGACCGUUUCUUAAUCAAGUGCCUCUUUCAAAUAAGCACUUGAGGAUGGCAAAAGAACCGGAAAACAAGAUAUUAAAAACCAAGAAAAUGUACAAAAAACAAACACACAAAUCUGGGUUUACACUUACAGAUAAGUUCUUGUUGUCCUGUUCACUUAUUAAGUUUUCAUUCAUUUUAAACAAGAACAAUUUUAUUGUUACAUGUUGAGGCUGAGAUUCUGAAGAUGUAUAGAUGUAUAACUACUAGGUAGAAGAGCUGUGAAUAAACUGCUAAAUUAUUAUUAUUAUUAUUAUUAUUGUUAUUAUUAUUAUUAAGAACAAACUAAGCACCCCACUACAAAUAACUGCCCUCCAUCCUCUUGUUGAAGUAUUUUUGAAAGGAUGGGGAAAUCUGUCAUUUUAUUCUGUAAAAAGGCACAAAAGGACUAACAAUCCACUUUAUGGCUGUGAAAAAGUUCAAGAAACAUUCUGUUGUUGUGAUUUAUUCACAUAAGUUUAAGGAUAGUUCAUUUACAGCAGUUACAAGGGAUCCAAAGUUCUCAACUAGGUAUUUGAAAGGGAUACCAUAUUUCAGUAGAAGGUAUAUGAAAAGCCUGGGUACAUUUUCUGUCAAAAAUGGUAUAUUAAAGGGUAAGGGGUUGGACCUUGGGACGGAGCCUCCCUGUAUAAAAUUCUUUUGUUGAGUGCCCCCCUGUGUGUGUGAAACACUAAGCAUGUAAUGUAUUAAAUUUUUCUUUCAGCCUGAAUUCACCACAGGUCUUGAUCUGUCACUGAAUGGUUUACAACAGCAGGGAAUCCUGUCUAUCUCACCAGCACUGCUGCCUCUGACAAAUCUCAUGGAGCUCAACCUUUCCUACAAUAUGAUUGGUCACAGAGACACAUGCGCUAUUCAGCAGAUAGCAACAAUCUGCAGUAACCUGAGAAGACUGAAAAAACUUGACCUGUCCGGUAAUUACAUCAAAGCAGGAGUUGGCAUUAUUCUUCAAUGUUUGCAGUCAAAUCUCACACAUCUGGCACUGAGCGGAUGUGGUGUUGAAGAAGGCAAUCUUUACAAAAUGUGCUCCCUCAAAACACUUGGGCAUUUAAAAUUUUUAAGGCUGGAUGGCAAUGGAUUAGCAAACUACAUUGAUCCCUUGUGUAAUUUCAUCACCAAAUCAGCCAGAACACUUGAGCAUUUAUCAAUAGAGGACAAUAUGUUAGAUUCAUCAAACAUAACACCUCUUUGUCAGAUGAUAAAACAGCUGCGCUCACUAAAGAUGUUGUCAUUGUGUUACAAUCACCUUUUACCUGAUGACAUAAGAACAUUCAGGGAAGAGUUUCCAGCACUUGAGAUUAUUAACAAAGACUGGCUGUUUUAGUAAUUGACAUAAUGAUCAUCAUUGCAUAGUUAAAAGCUAGCCUGAGAAAACAGCCAACUUUUUGUGAUGCCAACCACUAGCCUGUAUACAGACAUUGUUUUAUUUUUCUUUUCGUUUUAUUUUUUUACACACGCACUCGACAGACUUUGAAGAGAAAAUAGAGAGUCUGUGAA